AGAUGCUAUAAAAGGGCAGCUGUUCCUAUCAACUGUAUUAAAAUUAGUUCGCCUGUCAAGGACUUUGGACUAUUCUAACUGAAAAUGGGUGCUUCGAAGACUUUAAUCCUGGCGUCACUUGCCGUCUGCGUUUUUGCUGUAUGUCUGCUCGAAGCAAAUGCCCGACGAUCUCCAAAGAGAUUUAUGUUUAUGGAUAUGAUGCAAUCAAUGAUGUCAUUCUGGUGGAACGGGAUGACGGAAAUGUUUAAGGCGUCUGUGUCCAUGUUUAUGACCUCCAUGUCUGCAAUGUGGGGACCAAUGACGUUAUACGAGGGAGCAGUUCUGUACAACGUCUCUUGUAACGUCUGCAAGUGCAACAAUACGUGCUUCAACGGCGUUGACCAAAGUAUGUGUUCCGCAAUUUGGGAUUCGAUUAGCUGUACAGACCAACACAAGCCCGUUUACAAAGGCUUGUGCAACAAGUAUAUCCUGAUCAGUGAAAUAGCCAAAGGCAGGUCCGUGUCCCAUGUUAACGCCAGCGUCUGUCCGGAUUCCAGUCAUACUUCUAGUGAGGCCAUUGCCUACACAAGCUGUAAUGUGACUCAGUCAGAUUCCUGGGUUCCAAGUGCACAUAAUGCGAUGUUGAAUUGCAACAAUACGUACAGACCAAUAGCAAUGUUCAUUGGCAACAAAUAUGUCCCUGGUUCAGCUGGAGUAUUCGUUGGCUGUUUGACUGGCUCAGAACAAGGCUUUAAGAUGGUUCAUCAGUCGUGUGGCGGGGUACCUACAAUUAUACAUGUUUCUCACACUGAACAACGAUGGAAUGAUCCGGAACGCUUUUAUUUUGUUUAAGAAAUGAAUUAUCAAAUGUUAACUCAAUAAACCUAAAAAUAUGUCGAAAA
Messenger RNA from Mya arenaria, 881 nucleotides. RefSeq lists its product as uncharacterized. Bases 85 to 831 code for a protein of 248 amino acids. The record is from RefSeq and is a predicted model, not a curated record. The transcript is spliced from 8 exons. NCBI's taxonomy places the organism in Eukaryota, Metazoa, Mollusca, Bivalvia, Myida, Myidae.